Molecule: messenger RNA, 2073 nt
Organism: Symbiodinium necroappetens
Lineage: Eukaryota; Dinophyceae; Suessiales; Symbiodiniaceae
Source: the annotation of a GenBank genome assembly
AUGGACGCGGAUCUCUUGGUUUGCGGCCUCACCGACGAGCUCUUCGACUUGGAAGCUCCUGCUGCGAUGGGUCGUGGGCCGUGGAGUGGCUACGCCCACGGUGAGCAGAUCAAUGGCAGCUUCUUCUUCGGAGGUGCCCGCCCUGGCCCCUGGGGUUGGGGCCAGUCGGGUGGCAUCAAUGCUGGGGUCAUGCUGCUGAAGCCCAGCUUGGACACGUUGGCACAUUGUCUGGCAGAGGUGGCCGAUGAAAAGCACCCGGAACAUAUACGUGGAAACGGGCCGGAACAGGACUACCUGUCCAGAUAUUAUGCCAGCAGCUGGACCCACAUCAGUGUGGCCUACAACUUCCAGCUGCAUCAGAUGUACUACGCCUUGAAUCCCGAGUGUGUGGACUCGGCUGAUCGAGCUGGCUUCUUUGGAUGUCCCGAGAGGGUCAAGAUCUUCCACUACUCGAGCGAUCCAAAGCCGUGGGCUCGACUUGUGGAACCCGCGUAUGCAGCGUUUAGCGAGGAGGAGUGGUUGGAAGAAGUGCUUACGAAGUUCAAUGGCUACCGAGCGUGGGUGCUCAAGGACCCGGAUGCCAUCGAACGUGAGGCAGACCGCUGUGGAAUUGCAUGCGGCCCGGACGGAAGGAUCCGCAAAGCACUUGGGUGGGAAAAGUUUGUUCCCAUGGAUGCCGAGAGCUCCCGCUCAGCCAAUCGCAAGGACGAGGAUUCAAGCCCCAAAGAAGAAUGGCGACGAGUCCUGGGCGAAGAGAUAUUCGUGCCAGCAAGCGCAAUAGAGGGUGCGGCGAAGGCAUGGGCGUGGGCAUUCAUGUGCAUGUUUGGAUGCCAGCGACAUCCCGACCACUUCUUGGAGCUUCAGGUGACGCGCACUGCCCUCAAGAUGUGGGAGGAGGUCUAUCAAGACCUGGCUGCCGGCCUCGCCGAUCAGAACCUUGCUGAGACGGUGAUGAGGUCGGUGGGCAAGGACGUCACGGCAGUGGACACGGCAAGCUGGAAGCGAAGUAAUGGUUGGUGGGUCGCACCCGCAGAGUGGCCGACAGAGCAGCGGCUUACCUCUUCCUGCAGUUGGCUUCCCAGCGGGCCACAGGUCUUGUUGACAUGUGGGAGUGAUGUGCUCUUGAAGACUGACGUCGAAGGGGUCCAUGUUGCUGUCAUCACGCCAGGUGGCGCAGUGGUGAAAAGCUUCCCUUCGGAUGCAUCAAUGCUGGGAUGCGAUGCAAAGGCUUGGGCUGCUCAGCUGCCUGAGUCCGCAAUGGCAGCUGUGGCAAUCGCUAGCCUCACCGGGGAUUUGACAGCGCUCGCAGCGCUCGCUGAGGGUGGACUGGGCUGCCCUUCGGCUGCGCCGCCUGCGGGCUGUCGUGCAGCAGCUGCAGUGGGUCGAACGCACAGGGGUGAGUGGACGGACACUCACGCCGGCGUUGAUUUUGCAACUGCUUCACUCAAAGGCAGGGAGCCCUGGUUGGACAAGUAUCGCCUGGGUGAGUCUUGGUGUCGCUUUCGGAUCUGUCAGACCCGAUGGUUGAGCAUGAAAGAGAUCGUGGAGCAUCGGCCAAAGAUGGUCUGGAUCUCGAGCCCACUAGACAUGGCUAUUCCAUCAAAUCACGGCUACAUCAGCAACAUGGAAAAUUUCAGUUGUGACUAUGACUCAGGACUGUUGAAUUGGAGCACGGGUGCCAUCCCGCAAUUCAUCACCAAGGUUCUCGAUCAUUUCGGCCUGCAUCCACCGCCUGAAUCGCAGGUGUAUCAGCUCUACACUGCGUUCGACAGGGACAAAAAUGGAAGCUUAUCGCUGUCUGAGAGUCUCCGCUUGGUCGAGGCGAUCGUCCGUGCUGCUUUCAACAUCAAAUCGGACAUGGCCCGACAAAACACGUCCUCGUCGUCAUCAGUGAUGUCCUAUUCUCCAGCUGGUGACCAGCUCAAGAGACCUUCUCAGAGUGUUUUAUACCCCGGCAGUGGCACCGUGGUUUCCGCUCCACCGUUGGCACAGCUUGCCACACAGGCCGAGUCUGGGCAACUGCGAGAUGCAAUGCUUCCUUCAUGCUUCAUGCUUCCUUGCAUGUGGGCGUAG